AUGGAUGAGGAUUUUUCACAUAAUUUAAUUUUAAUUGCAAUUGAUUCAUUUGAUGUAUUUCGAUAUAAUGGUGAACGAUUCUUAUUUAAUGAAACUUCAAUAAAGAAAACUUUUCCAAUUAAAGCAAUGAAUAUGCAUCAAUGUAAAAUAAGAAUUUUCUUGGCAAAUGAUCCACCAUAUUUAUUUAGAGAAAUUAUAAAACAAAUAUCAAAAGCAUUAAAUUUUGAAAUAGAACCAUUCAUUUUAGAAGAUAAUGUUAAAAGUUAUGUUUUUGCAAAUGAUACAACAACAGGAGCUUUUAAAAUUCUGCAGGAUGGUGAUAUUCAAAUUGCAAUUGGACGACUACAUUUGGGACGAUCUCGUUCAAAAUAUUUUUCAUUUAGUCAUUCAUAUUAUGCAUCAUCUUUAGUAUUAAUAAUACAAGCUGGAGAAAAAUAUUCAUCAAUUGAAAGACUUCAAUUUCCAUUCACACUUAAUACAUGGUUAACAUUAAUUUCAAUGAUAAUCAUUGGGAUUCUUAUAAUAAUAAUAAUAGAAAGACGUAAAAUUAAAAUUCGAAAUUUUGUUUUUGGUCAUAAAAAUCAAAUACCAAUUUUAAAUAUGUUAAGUUCAUUUUUAGGUGGAAUUGUAAUACCACAGCCUCGUUUUAAUUUCGCUCGUUCAAUAUUAAUAUUUUGGAUAUGUACAAGUUUUGUUUUAAGAAAUGCUUAUCAAGCAGCACUUUAUAAUUUCAUUAGAAUGGAUCAAAUGAAAACUAUACCAUUAACAAUUAAUGAAGUUUUAUAUAAAAAUUAUAAAAUUUAUGCAUCAACAUCCGUUCAAGAUAUGCUAGUUAAAGUACCAUAUAUAAAAUAUUAUACAAAUAUUUUGAAUGUAUCCGAAUUAGAAACUUUUCAAGAAUUGCUUAUAAAUGACGAUGAUUAUGAAGAUGAUCAUGAUGAUGAUGAUAAUUAUAUUCAUAUUGCAAUAUUAUGCCCACAAAAAAAUUCAUUUUUAAAAAGAGCUAUUGAUUAUGAAGUUCAAAAAUAUAUGUAUAUGGGCUUUAUAAAAAAAUGGGAAGAGUUAUAUGUUGAUUUAAGAAGUGAUUAUGAUCGUAACAGUAAAUUACAGAAACAAAAACCAUUACGAAUUGACCAGUUGAUUGGAAUUUUUCAACUUUAUUAUCACCAAUUAUCAUCAAUAUCAUCACCAACAUCAUCAUCAAUAAUAACUUUAUCUUUGUCCUUUUAG
Condylostylus longicornis is the source of this 1230-nucleotide messenger RNA. RefSeq lists its product as uncharacterized. Lineage: Eukaryota; Metazoa; Arthropoda; Insecta; Diptera; Dolichopodidae. The record is from RefSeq and is a predicted model, not a curated record. The transcript has 6 exons. Bases 1 to 1230 code for a protein of 409 amino acids.